UGCUAAAACCCAAAGACUUUCCUUCGGCCGGACUAUGGUCGGUCAGGAGACAGCCAAAUAAAUAAACAUUACGAUAAACGGUACAUCAGGUAAAGAUUUUUUGUGCACGUGUUUCAUGUCGUGUAUUUAUUCCGUAUAAACCAAUGUCUGACCAAUUGAUCGAUGUCAGCCACAUCGUUUGACACGAUAAUACACCAAGUGUGACGUACUCAUUCAGAACAGUCGAUCAACUACGUAGGUGUGUCAAACAAAGCCGGCUUAUGACUUAUAGGUCUUCAAUUAGCAACUGUGCUUAUUGUGUCCACAUACUCGCGAGCCGCUUACUUGUCUCCAAUAGUUAAUGCUCAUAAGCCAUAAUAAGAUUAGGCCAUAUUACACGAAAUCAUACCAGUGUCUUCCAAGUGAGUGCUAAAAGUGGUAAAGCAAGGGCAGGAAUACCGUCAACAUUAUAGUCAGGAUGUUCAACCUGUACCAACAUAUGAAGGCUAACAAUGAAGGGAAGGAGCAGAGAGAGCCAGAGACGACUGGUCAUGAUCGAUUCUACCAGGAGCGGCACAAGUCCAGUUAUAAGAAGAAAAAACGCCGAUGUAGAAGAGCACAGUCGGCUGCGGAGUUGAACCCUGAGUUUAUUGAUGCUGCUAAUGCGAAGGCUAAACGGAAUGCAUUCAAGACUCGUUCAGUGUCCACUGAUAAAGAAGAGAGUGAAGAAGAGAACUCUGACCGCGCCCCGUUGGUCGUGCAGAAGAUAGACUCGCUAGCCAAGCUGUUUAAUAAAUCAAUUAUGGGCUCCGGUUCUGGAAAGAAUUCGCCUACUGAGGCAAAAUAUCCAGACAGCCCCAUAGAAAGUGGCAUCGCAAUGGUCAUAUGCUCGGAAUAUCUAUCCAGAACACCCAGAUAUACGCUGUUGAAAUCAUUAAAUCAAAUAGGAUACCGCACGAAUAAGCAUUGGUUUAAAAUACAAGAUAACACUAUUAAAACGGAGAGACUCUUAACUGUGAUGCCGCUAACCAGCAAAUGUCCUAUAGAACCCUCUGAACGAACUCAGGGUCUGAUAAUGGAACUCUUUCGAGCUCUUCACCAUCCGUACAUAUAUCCUGUCUUGGAUCUCGAGUUGUGUAACGGCCACGCCCUUGUGGUCACGCCCUUCAAUUCAACUGGGAGUUUAAAGGAUUUAAUUUAUAAGAGUACAUGGAGCGACGAAUACGCAAAGAAAUACACGUCAGCUGGAACAGGUCUUCCGGCGUCACAGGUCGCUCGUUUCGGAAGGCAAAUAUUGGAGGCGCUACUAUUCCUUAAAGACAAGGGAUUUCCACCAUUUAAACAUUUGCAUUCCGGAAAUGUUAUUGUUCAAAAUGGUGUAGCAAGAAUCUGUGGUCUAGAAAAUAAGAUGAUAGGGGCAACGGGGCAUUGCACUACAUCAGUACCAUUCCCUGAAACAUUAGCCCUCGGUCACGUGAUGUUUGAGAUGUGUGCUGGGACAGAAACCGAUUUCGCGUUACUGCCAGAUUUGCAAGCUAAUUAUCCACAAGUAGUAGAAAUAAUAGAAAUAAUAUUUGGCCCGCGUACUCCAAACCUGCAUGAAUUGUUAAUCACGGAACUAUUUCGAAAAAUUGACCUCCGAGAAAUGAAGGGAUCCUGUCUACCUAACUUCAAUCAACGUCUCUCAAAUUCGUGUUUAUCGCUUCUUAACGACGUGUCUCGCCAUACUCCAGACUAUGGGUAUAGUCCAAGCGACCCUUACCCACAAACACAAGAAGACUACACACCACCGCGACUAGUAUCACCCAGCUCCCCACCACGCAGACGUCACUACUUCCAUCAUGAAGAUUCUACUGACUCCUGGCCGUGGUGAUACAUUAUUCUAUAAUUAUG
Molecule: messenger RNA, 1872 nt
Organism: Pieris rapae (cabbage white)
Lineage: Eukaryota; Metazoa; Arthropoda; Insecta; Lepidoptera; Pieridae
Gene: Slob
Product: slowpoke-binding protein
Exons: 10
Coding region: 458-1852 (464 amino acids)
Source: RefSeq, a predicted model, not a curated record